CCCCCGCUCUCUGAGCUCCCGCCACCUCGGCAACUAGGAGCCCGCCUCGUCCGAGGCCUUCGCUGUAGCGAAGCUGCCGGUCUCUCCUCUGUCUCUUUAAAUGGUGGGGCCAACGGGCCGCCCCUGCAGCUGCUGCCUGGGAGGCCCCGCGCGCGCCUAUUGAGGAGCGAACCAAGAUGGCGGCGGCAUUGGCUCUGUGAGGAAGACGGAAGAGGCGGUGGCAGCGGCGAAGAGGAAGGGACUUCCAACAGUCAGGAGCGCUCCGUCGGCCGCGGGUUCUCGGAGUCUCCCGAUCAGCGGCAGCAGUAGCGGCAGAAGCAGGCGGUCGUCGGUUUCGGACAUUUGAAGCAGGGGGAACAGUGCGGAGCCACCGACUGCGGUGGCAGGGCCAGGUAUAAGGAAGGAAAACAUGGCGGCGGCGGCCUGAGUAGGCGGCGGCGGCGCGGGAAGCGACUUCGCGGAGCUCAUGGCGGAGGCGGGAGCAGGGCAGUGACAGGCGCCCCGAGUUCCUACCGCGGGGGGCGGAAGGCCGCGAAACGCUGCGCGCCCUUUCGGGGCGGCGGGGCGGCCGGGCUCGCCGGACCUGGACAAUAGCGCCGAGGAGCCACAGGCGAGGGAAGGCGGCGGCCCAGAGCUCGGGCUCGGGUGCGGGCCAUGCGGACGGCGGCGUGGUCCCGCGGCGGUCAGCGGCGGCAGUGACCUUUGCUCGCCGGCGUUCUCCCGCCUCGGCUCCCGCCUCCCCCGGGCCCUCUGCCCGGGCGACUCCGGCGGGGCGCCCGCCCCAGGCCCUGGGCGGCACGAUGACCGACACCCGGCGGCGGGUGAAGGUUUACACGCUCAACGAGGACCGGCAGUGGGACGACCGAGGCACCGGGCAUGUGUCAUCCGGCUACGUAGAGCGGCUGAAGGGCAUGUCUCUGCUUGUCAGGGCCGAGAGUGACGGUUCUCUGCUUUUAGAGUCCAAAAUCAAUCCUAACACUGCAUACCAGAAACAACAGGAUACUUUGAUUGUGUGGUCUGAAGCAGAAAACUAUGACUUGGCGCUUAGCUUUCAAGAGAAAGCUGGAUGUGAUGAAAUUUGGGAAAAAAUAUGUCAGGUUCAAGGAAAGGACCCUUCAGUGGACAUCACUCAGGACCUUGUGGAUGAAUCUGAAGAGGAGCGUUUUGAUGAUAUGUCAUCACCAGGAUUAGAAUUGCCAUCUUGUGAAUUAAGUCGCCUCGAAGAAAUUGCAGAACUUGUGGCAUCAUCUUUACCUUCCCCCCUUCGUCGUGAAAAACUUGCACUAGCACUGGAAAAUGAGGGUUAUAUUAAAAAGCUCUUAGAGCUUUUUCAUGUGUGUGAGGAUUUGGAAAAUAUUGAAGGACUGCACCACUUGUAUGAAAUUAUCAAAGGCAUCUUCCUCUUGAAUCGAACUGCUCUUUUUGAAGUUAUGUUCUCUGAGGAGUGUAUAAUGGACGUCAUUGGAUGCUUAGAAUAUGAUCCUGCUUUAUCGCAACCACGAAAACACAGGGAAUUUCUAACAAAAACAGCCAAGUUUAAAGAAGUGAUUCCCAUAUCAGAUCCUGAGCUAAAACAAAAAAUUCAUCAGACAUACAGAGUUCAGUAUAUACAAGAUAUGGUUCUACCUACCCCUUCAGUCUUUGAAGAAAAUAUGUUAUCAACACUUCAUUCCUUCAUCUUUUUCAAUAAGGUAGAAAUUGUUGGUAUGUUACAGGAAGAUGAAAAAUUUCUGACAGAUUUGUUUGCACAACUAACAGAUGAAGCAACAGAUGAGGAAAAAAGACAGGAAUUGGUUAACUUUUUAAAAGAAUUUUGUGCGUUUUCUCAAACGCUACAGCCUCAAAACAGAGAUGCUUUUUUCAAGACCUUGUCAAACAUGGGCAUUUUACCAGCAUUAGAAGUCAUCCUCGGCAUGGAUGAUACACAGGUGCGAAGUGCUGCUACUGAUAUAUUCUCAUACUUGGUUGAAUAUAAUCCAUCCAUGGUACGAGAGUUUGUCAUGCAGGAGGCACAACAGAAUGAUGAUGAUAUUCUGCUCAUCAACCUCAUUAUAGAACACAUGAUUUGUGAUACAGAUCCUGAACUUGGAGGAGCAGUCCAACUUAUGGGCCUGCUUCGAACUUUAGUUGACCCAGAGAACAUGCUAGCCACUGCCAAUAAAACGGAAAAGACUGAGUUUCUGGGUUUCUUCUACAAGCACUGUAUGCAUGUUCUCACUGCUCCCUUACUGGCCAACACAACAGAAGAGAAACCCAGUAAAGAUGAUUUUCAAACUGCCCAGUUAUUGGCACUUGUCUUGGAAUUAUUAACAUUUUGUGUGGAACACCAUACCUACCACAUAAAGAACUACAUCAUUAAUAAAGAUAUCCUCCGAAGAGUGCUAGUUCUUAUGGCCUCAAAGCAUGCUUUCUUGGCGUUAUGUGCCCUUCGUUUUAAGAGAAAGAUUAUUGGAUUAAAAGAUGAGUUUUACAACCGCUACAUAAUGAAAAGUUUUUUAUUUGAACCAGUAGUUAAAGCAUUUCUCAACAAUGGCUCUCGCUACAAUCUGAUGAACUCUGCCAUAAUAGAGAUGUUUGAAUUUAUUAGAGUGGAAGAUAUAAAAUCAUUAACUGCUCAUGUAAUUGAAAAUUACUGGAAAGCACUGGAAGAUGUAGAUUAUGUACAGACAUUUAAAGGAUUGAAACUGAGAUUUGAACAGCAGAGAGAAAGGCAAGAUAAUCCCAAACUUGACAGCAUGCGUUCCAUUUUGAGGAAUCACAGAUAUCGGAGAGAUGCCAGAACACUAGAAGAUGAAGAGGAGAUGUGGUUUAACACAGAUGAAGAUGACAUCGAAGAUGGAGAAGCUGUAGUGUCUCCAUCUGACAAAACUAAAAAUGAUGAUGAUAUUAUGGAUCCAAUAAGUAAAUUCAUGGAAAGGAAGAAAUUAAAAGAAAGUGAGGAAAAGGAGGUGCUUCUGAAAACGAAUCUUUCUGGUCGGCAGAGCCCAAGUUUCAAGCUUUCCCUUUCUAGUGGGACAAAGACUAAUCUCACCAGCCAGUCAUCUGCAACGAAUCUGCCUGGUUCUCCAGGAUCACCUGGAUCCCCAGGAUCCCCAGGCUCUCCUGGAUCUGUCCCUAAAAAUACGUCUCAGACGGCAGCUAUUACUACCAAGGGAGGCCUUGUGGGUCUGGUAGAUUAUCCUGAUGAUGAUGAAGAUGAUGAUGAGGACGAAGACAAGGAAGACACGCUACCAUUGUCAAAGAAAGCAAAGUUUGAGUCAUAAUAAUGGCUACGUUGAGUACCUGUUGAAAAAACUGGUUGUUCACCCCUCCCCACCUACAAAAUCCGCAACAAAGCAGUGGUCUCUUGUGAAUGACUGACACAGAUCAGCCUGCUACACUUGACUUCUGCUCAUCAAGUGCCAAUUCAAUGGAGCAGGAGGAGGGGGAUAGUAUACAUUAGGGGAAAGAUUUAAGCCUCUGAGCUCUCCAGCUUGGACCACACAUUGCCCUUUUCUCAGGGAAGGAAAUGGAAACAAAAAGCCAACAGGGCAGGGGUUUUUUAAGUGGCACUCUGGAUUGACUGGUCGGUUACUACAAUCAGAACAUGCUUUCUUGGACCAUGUUUGAGACUCAGAAGAAUGGGCUUUUCUGCCACAAUUCUUCACUAGUUAAGAAUGCCAGCAGUUUCUUUGUAUAAAGAGACCUGCCUUUAAAAUCAUACAUUCUGAACAUUUUAGUCAAGCUACCACCGGUUUGGAAAAACCUCUGUGGGGGAGGGGCGAAUAUAAAGUUUCCUCUUUUUUAUCUGUUCCCCUUGCCCUUCAAACUGCAGAUUUUUUUUAAAGUGGGGAUUUGUCCCUACUUGAUUAAAGAUUGAGUGGAAUUCUAGAUGUGGUCAUUCGUGUCAUAAUUAUUUUUUUGUUUCAUUUUGUUUUUGAUUUGUUUUCUUCCGAGUGUCUGUUUAGUUGUUGCGUAUAUAUAUCUGGGACCAUUAAAACUUUUUUUGAUGUAAUAUAACCUAACGUCGUGCCGGUACCUGCUUUACUAUGUGUAAUUUGUGUUCUACACCACAGUUCUUAAUUUGUUUAGAGUUUUAUGAAAGAUGGUAUAGUUUUUAUUGACAAAAGCAAAGUAAUCUUGCAACUAUGUGCAUACAAAAAGCAAUACUAUUUUGUGACUAAAUAUUUUAUAUUAAAAUUUACAUCAGCAACUGUCUUGAGAAUUCAGGGAAAUAGAGUGGAAUUUAAAACUUCAACAGUUUUGUUAAACCUAGAGACGUGAAAUUAGUAUUCCAAAGAGAUUCUGAAAUUUCAUAUCUUGGAAAAUGAUGGUACGUUAAUCAAAUUGAGGAUGGAUGAUUUAAAAAUAACGUUUGACUUUUGGUGAAAAAUAAAAAGAAAAUUGAAGAGUAAGAGAAA
Messenger RNA from Trichechus manatus latirostris (Florida manatee), 4400 nucleotides. RefSeq names its product protein phosphatase 4 regulatory subunit 3A (gene PPP4R3A). The coding region runs from base 801 to 3263 and encodes 820 amino acids. NCBI's taxonomy places the organism in Eukaryota, Metazoa, Chordata, Mammalia, Sirenia, Trichechidae. Gene Ontology annotation, cellular component: protein phosphatase 4 complex; nucleoplasm. Gene Ontology annotation, biological process: DNA damage response; protein dephosphorylation. The record is from RefSeq and is a predicted model, not a curated record. Gene Ontology annotation, molecular function: protein phosphatase activator activity. The transcript has 15 exons.